Molecule: messenger RNA, 3064 nt
Organism: Sphaerodactylus townsendi
Lineage: Eukaryota; Metazoa; Chordata; Lepidosauria; Squamata; Sphaerodactylidae
Gene: GPRIN3
Product: GPRIN family member 3
Exons: 2
Coding region: 246-2606 (786 amino acids)
Biological process (GO): neuron projection development
Cellular component (GO): plasma membrane
Source: RefSeq, a predicted model, not a curated record
CAAGGGGGCUUCAGGCUGCUCCUGGCUCGGGCUCUGAGGGGCUGCUUGCAGGAGAGGCGAAGAGGAGCGGCUGCUUUUCCCGGGCUGGCAAGCCAAGGUCAUCCCGCCUGAGCUUGCAGCUGUCGGAGAUGAGUUGCAAGAAAGACUUGCCUGCGGCGGUGCCUCUGUCUGUGUAAGCGUUUUUCGCCAGGAAACUGGACCCACACUUCUGAAGCUGUCUGCAAGCCGUCACUUGGCGCACUCCCAUGGGGACUGUACCGGAGUCUCUGAGAUCCGCCAGGCUUUCGUUGGUCGCGGCUCCAGAGGAGAAAAAUGGCCCAAGAGAGCCGCAGUCUCCCAGAAGCCAGCGCAGGCAAGCAAGCAUGGAGACGAACAGCAAUGGCUUCCCUCUCCCUGCCAAGGCGCAAACUGCCGGAGAGCGUUUGCUUGACGUGAGCUGUGCCCCAGCGGAAGAUAAGCACGUGAGCAAGGAGCAUUGUGGGUAUGACACUAAUCAAGCUAGCCCGUUUUCCCAGGGGCCUUUGAGCCGAUCCAGCGAAGUCCAACGGGUCAUUCCGGAGCCAGCAAGUAACUCUGAGCAGAAAGGCUCCGGAGACCUGGCUGCAGCAGAAGGCUGUGUGCCACUGCAGAAAGCGGUCAAGAAGCUUUCCACUCAGGAGGCCGAUGAGAUUAUGCAGAGUGACAGCAGAGGUCAAGUCUGCAGGGCCUCUGAUAAGGUGAAUUCUACAACUGGAGAUGGUGUUGAAGACGGUGAAGCCCGUGGUUGUGCUUCUUCGUGCCUCCCCUCUGCUGCCCAGCAGGUUUCUCCAGCAGCAAAGGAAGCUGUAGGUGCGAAGGCUGGUCCCGAGAGAACUCACCUUCCAAUGCAGGAGUCUGACGCUGCCUCUGAUCCUGGGGUCAAUCCCAGCGUUUGCUUGGAUGCUGAGCUGAUGGCUAGAAAGGAUUCCGAGAUGCCGGGCAGAGAGGAUCCAAGUCCCCAUCCUAGGGCUGAGGUUAGGCCAAAAGCGGCACAUGAACCCAGUUGCGAGAGUGCAGCGCAGCCGUCCUGCAAGCCAAAGGGCGAAGAGAAGGCGGCGGCAGAGGUUUCUAAAUUCAAAGACACAGGCACAAUGACAGUGCAACUGGACAGCUGGGGUGCAGGGGGGGAGGCGGUGCGCAGGGACCGUCAAGAUGCCGAGGUCCAGGCUGUGGCCACCGUGGAGGACAAAUCCGCCUCCACCAGCCCGAGCAUCUCUGCUUCAUCCUUAAGAGAGAGCCUGCACCCCGAGACCAAACCGAAACAAGAGCAAUCGCACGUUAUUUCUACAGGAGGUGGUGGGUCGGAACGAUCUGGAAUGGCUGACGGUUUUGCGCCUCUUCUCCAAACAGCACCCUCCGUAAGCAUCAUGCUCGACGUGCACGUUCAGGCACCAGCUCCAGUAGAUGUGUUGGGAAUCCAGACUGCCAGGCUUCAAAAUGACCCAGUGGGAAUGCACAGCACCGUCUGCUCGGCUCUGGCGGACAGCAGGAAGCAUCCGUGCUCGCUGAUCUCCAGUAGCACUCCAGAAACGCCAGUCGACAGGGUAGAAGCACAAAAGGCAGGUGCGUCUAGAAAUCGCAGUGAUUCUCAGCAACUGUCCGAUGCUUCGGUCUUGUCAAAGACCAGACCUGUUUACCAGAUUACUGUCAACAGCAGCAAUCAGCCCCCAGCUCCUCCGCAGCCUGUGAAUGUCGAAACCAAUCUACCUCCCUCUGCCGUUCUCUCUCAUCUGGAUAGCAAACAUCCGGCUCCUGGGCCUCACGUUGCAGAAAUCAACCAGGAUUCUCCAUCGUGCCACCAACUAUCUGAACAGGCGGUAUGCACCAUUGUUAGCACUCAUGGUAGCAAAAGAGGGUCGCAGUCGCAAAGCCAGACGGGUAGCGGUCUUGAAACUGGCCCAGAUAGUUCCCACGUGGACGUCAAACCAAAGAGGGAGGAAAAGUUCAUCCCUCUUCAUCCAAGCGAGCAGGAGAUGGGUAAAAUGGGAGCUGCUGCUGGGCCCCAGACAGAAUGUAGCCCUAGUGUAGGGAAGAGUGAGCAGCAUAAGUUUCCAGAGCAUAACAAAGAGGUGAAACUGUCUGGCAGUCAGAGAUUGGCAACUGGUCUGGAGUCUGAAUCACGUAGAAGUCCCAGUCCGGCUCGAGGACCCCAAGUUGCCAGAGGCAGCGAAAUCAGAAAGGAAACCAAGCUUGGUAAAAUGGCAUCACCUGCUCUACACAAACUGCAUUUUACUGGCAAUAAGAAGGAGCCCCGGCCAACCGCUGAAGCCAAAGUGCAGGUGAAACAGUCCAAGCGUGUCAGGGAUGUCGUAUGGGAUGAACAAGGCAUGACCUGGGAAGUUUACGGGGCUUCGCUCGACCCAGAAUCCUUGGGGAUCGCUAUCCAGAACCACUUGACGAGGCAGAUCCGAGAACAUGAGAAACUGUUGAAGUCCCAAAGCGCCCCGAACCGGAAAUCCAUUUCUUCGGAUACGUCGUCCAAUAAAAAACUGAAGAGAAGGCAACACAAUGUUUUCCACUCCGUGCUGCAGAAUUUCCGGCGCCCUAAUUGCUGUGUCCGCCCCACUGCUUCUUCUGUGUUGGACUGAAAGAUUGGGGAACGUGGGUGGGGAGGUAACAGUCAUCCAUUUGUAUCCGUUUUUGUACGUGUGUACACAGAGAUCCGUGGCAAAUGAGCCCCCCAAGUUCAGCUUUGUUUUGUGAGACUCUGAUACCGGUGGGGGUGGUAGCAAUUUCUCAUUAUAUCCCCUGCAGCCCUUGCCUCUUUUCUGCCCUUAUUCUGCAAUCGGCACACACAGUUUUUGUGUUAACGUACAAGUCCUUGGCCGCAGUCUGUUGCCAAACGAAGAGACAAGCACGUUAACGAAGCACAAGUGAAAACUGCCCAUUUACUGCCGCGACCCGGGUUGCUUUGGAGAUGGAAGCAGAAAGAGGCAAGGUGGUGGUUGAUGUCCUAAUAAAUCCUAUACAGUGAGCAGCAGUGGCGUAGUGGUUAAGAGCAGGUGUACUCUAAUCGGGAGGAACCGGGUUUGAUUCCCCGCUCUGC